Messenger RNA from Drosophila arizonae, 743 nucleotides. RefSeq lists its product as uncharacterized. Lineage: Eukaryota; Metazoa; Arthropoda; Insecta; Diptera; Drosophilidae. The record is from RefSeq and is a predicted model, not a curated record.
UCAAAUUGAAAUAAAUUAACAAUUAUAUACAAAAACAAAAUUUGAAAUAUCUUAAAUUUCGCCACUUUGAAUGCCCUUACCGUCGAAAUAUGUCUUCAAGCGAUAGUUCCAAUGUCAAUAAUGUCUUGAGCCCGAAAGUGCCGUGCUAUGGCUCUGAUAACUUUGGCUGUGAUCAAAAUGAUUGCAGUGAAUUCCUGCAGCCAUUGCGAUUGCUAUCCAAGGAUUUGUCCAGAGAACGAAAUAGCUAUCGCGGCAGGAGAACGACGCUGCGGCGCUUUAGUGCCGAGCUCAGGAUGAACAGAUCUAAGGAGAAAGACUUGGAGCAAGCUAAAGUCUCUAUUAAUGAUGUAGCGAGUGACAGAUGUUCAGCAUUGGAAAUGGAUCAGGAAACGGGCAGUGAAGACUGCAGGCCUAAGAAAAAGUCGUAUUCGGAUGACUUGUUCAUUAGCCGUCAUCCCAGCUAUACGAUCAAGAAUGUCGAUUAUGCUCUGGAGUGUGAGUUUGUUUACAUGCAGGCGAAAAAGAAAUACAAUGCACAGCUGCGUCGCGAAAUGGAAAACUUUAUUGAACAAAGGCCCAGAAUAUCCGAACAGUUUAUCACCAGAAGGCUUUUUGCCUAUUCUACGCUGUGGCCACCACUCCAUACGAAGGAAGAGCUGGACUAUUUUAUUGCCAACUUUUUUCAGCUGUCGCCGAAGCAAAAAAGUCGCUUAAAUUAUUUAAUGACAACCGAUAUAGUAUAA